UAUCUAAUGGAAGUCGAAUCAAUUUUAGAAGGAACAACAGGGAAUGAACGUGGAGGGUUGUUAAUUCGUAAAAAAGAAAAUAAAGAGGAAGAUGACAAGAAUUUCAAAAAGCCUUCAAUUCUUGGAUUGGAUAAAUUGGCAAAAUCAAAACGAGAAUUAACUACAAAUUUACGUAAAAGACAAGUUAUUGAUGAAGAGAAAGGGAAUGAGACACCUGGAUUGUCUGAAAGUGUUCGAGAAGAAAUUAAAAGAUAUGUCAAAGAAAAAUAUAAAGGAAUUGACCAUAGAGGUAUAGAAGCUGAUACAAAAAAUAAAAGAGAGGAAAGAAGAUCUGGAAAGGAUUAUUAUGACAAACGUUAUAAAAGGGAAAGAAGAGAAGAAAAACAAAAAUAUUCUUUUAGAGAUGUUGAAACUCCUAAAUUUAAGCUUCCAAAUACCCCUUCCUGUUCAACUUGGGAAGAAGACGAUCUUUCAAUAAAUAAAUCUGCAAAAAGAAGCGGUUGGGAUUUUGAAACGCCUAAAGAAUUGAAGGAAAGAAAAUAUGGAGAUUCUGAAAGAAAUAUUGAAAGUAUAUUAAAAUCACAAAGAGAAAGACAGAAAGAGGAUUAUAAAAAGAGACAUCACCGUUAUCGUUAUGGGGACACGAAGCCAAAGUAUGACGAAUUACCUCAUUUCCAAAACGAAAGUGAACGCAAACAAUGGGAAAAUGAGCAAUAUAUGUUGGAUAGAGAAUGGUAUGAAAGUGAUCAAGGCUUUAACGAUGAAUUUAAUCCUUUUGCACACAUUUCACAAGAAUAUGUUGAUAAAAGAGAAAAACAAAUGGAACAAACUAGACAAAAACCUAGAUUAACACUAAAACAGCAACAAAUAAAAAAAGAAAAUGAAAUGUGGGAAAAUAAUAGAUUGGCACGUUCAGGUGUUGUAAUAAAUUCUGAAGAAUACGACACUGUUUUCGACAACGAAACAGAUGAAAAUCGUGUUUCUCUUCUUGUACAUAAUAUUAUACCUCCAUUUUUGGAUGGUAGAAUAGCUUAUACUUGUCAAACAAUGCCUGUUAUUCCUGUAAAAGAUGUUACUUCAGAUUUGGCAAUAACAGCGAGUAAAGGAAGCAAACAAGUAAAAUAUUUUAGAGAACAACAAGAAAAGUUAAAAGCACAAGAAAAACAUUGGGAAUUGGCAGGAACUCGUAUUGGUGAAAUUAUGGGAGUUAAAGCUAAAGAAGAACAAGAACCAACAGAAUCUACUAAUUAUAAAGAAUCCCAACAAUUCGCUUCUCAUUUAAAAGAAUCAGAAGCUGUGUCGAUUUUUGCAAUGGAAAAAUCGGUAAAAGAGCAAAGAGAAUAUUUACCAGUAUUUGCUGUUCGUCAAAAACUUUUACAAGUAAUUAGAGAAAAUUCUGUUGUAAUUGUUGUUGGUGAAACUGGAAGUGGAAAAACAACACAAUUAACACAAUAUUUAGUGGAAGAUGGUUAUGGAAAGAUUGGAGGAGGAAUUAUUGGAUGUACUCAACCUAGAAGAGUUGCUGCAAUGUCUGUUGCUAAAAGAGUUGCUGAAGAAAUGGGUGUUGAACUUGGACAGGAAUGUGGAUAUGCAAUUCGAUUUGAAGAUUGUACUUCUGACAAAACCAUUAUAAAGUACAUGACAGACGGUAUUUUGCUAAGAGAAUGUCUUGGAGAUCCCGAUUUGGACUCAUAUUCUGCUAUAAUUAUGGAUGAGGCACACGAACGGUCAUUAAAUACAGAUGUUCUUUUUGGACUGCUCAGGGAUGUUGUCGCUAGAAGAUCCGAUAUAAAAUUAAUUGUAACUUCGGCAACUAUGGAUGCCGAAAAAUUUUCACAUUUCUUUGGUGGCCAUACACCAAUUUUUCAAAUUCCUGGAAGAACAUUUCCUGUAGAAAUAUAUCAUGCAAGAAUACCAGCAGAAGAUCAUGUUGAUGCAGCAGUUAAACAAACAAUACAAAUACAUUUGGGUGGACAGGAAGGGGAUAUUUUAAUUUUUAUGCCUGGACAGGAAGAUAUUGAGGUAACCUGCUCACUUAUAAAAGAAAAACUUGGCCAAUUAGAUGAAGCACCUCCUCUUGCUGUAUUACCAAUAUAUUCACAACUUCCUUCUGACCUUCAAGCAAAAAUAUUUCAACGUGCUCCGGGUGGAAUGCGUAAAUGUAUUGUUGCUACAAAUAUUGCGGAAACUUCUUUAACUGUUGAUGGAAUUUUCUUUGUUGUUGAUCCUGGUUAUUGUAAAUUGAAGGUUUACAAUCCAAAAAUGGGAAUGGAUACUUUACAGGUUUUCCCUAUUUCCCAAGCAUCUGCUAAUCAACGUUCUGGUAGAGCAGGCAGAACAGGCCCUGGCCAAUGUUAUCGACUAUAUACUCAAAGACAAUUUAAAGAUGAAAUGUUGGCUACUACUGUGCCGGAAAUACAAAGAACAAAUUUGUCAAAUGUUGUUCUUUUAUUAAAAUCAUUAAACGUCGAAGAUUUACUACAUUUUCAUUUUAUGGAUUCCCCACCAAUGGAAAAUAUGUUAAAUUCAAUGUAUCAACUUUGGAUUUUAGGAGCACUUGACAAUACUGGACAAUUAACAAAUAUGGGACGUAAAAUGGUUGAAUUCCCAUUGGAUCCAACCUUGUCUAAAAUGUUAAUUCAAUCUGUUGUUAUGGGUUGUAGUAGUGAAAUUUUAACAAUAGUUUCAAUGCUCUCUGUUCCUUCAAUAUUUUUUCGUCCUAAAAUGAGAGAAGAUGAAGCUGAUGCUAGAAGAGAAAAGUUUCAGGUUCCAGAAAGUGACCAUUUAACAUUUUUAAAUACUUAUAUUCAAUGGCAAAAACAUAAAUACAGUUCUAAAUGGUGUACAGACAAUUUUAUUCAUGCAAAAGCAAUGAGAAAAGUUCGAGAAGUUAGAGAACAAUUACUUGAAAUUAUGGAAAGUUUAAAAAUCGAAACAAAUUCGUCUGGAACUGAUUGGGAUGUUGUUAGAAAAUGUAUUUGUUCUGCUUAUUUUUAUAACGCUGCGAGACUAAAAGGUAUUGGUGAAUAUGCAAAUGUUAGAACUGGAAUGCCUUGUUUCCUUCACCCAACAUCCUCACUUUUUGGAAUGGGAUAUACACCUGAUUAUGUUGUCUAUCACGAACUUAUAAUGACGGCAAAAGAAUAUAUGCAAUGUGUUACUGCUGUAGAAGCUCAAUGGCUAGCAGAACUUGGCCCAAUGUUUUAUUCUGUUAAGGAAGCUUCGAAAACUAGAUCAGAAAAAAUUCGAGAUACUCAACGAACAACAGCAGCAAUGGAAAUUGAAAUGGAAGAAGCACAACGGUUAAUUUCUGAAAGAAAAAUGUUGCAAAGUGAAAGGGCCUCGUCAAAAAGUGGAGAAAAACAAAUUGCUGAAGCUGGAAGAUCUGUUAGAUCGUUUAAAAGAAGUUUUGGGUUUUGA
Molecule: messenger RNA, 3420 nt
Organism: Meloidogyne enterolobii
Lineage: Eukaryota; Metazoa; Nematoda; Chromadorea; Rhabditida; Meloidogynidae
Source: the annotation of a GenBank genome assembly